AAAACUUACUAGUGUUAACAGAGAAAAAAAAAUUGAAAAAAAAAAAGUUAUGUUUGAAAAUAAGCUUCAUGAAGUUUAAUUUUUUUUACAUUGGAAAUGGGAGAAAGAGAUUUUGUGGUUUUUGUUGUCAAUCACGAUUAUCUCCCAAAAGAAGGUGAGAUUGAACUCAAAGUUGGAGAUGAAUGCUACGUUAAAAAACCAGUAGAAAAUCCUUAUGGUUUGUUGGAAGGGGUGAAUAUGCGAACAAAAGCGAUAGGUCGAUUUCCCGGAAAAUAUUGUACUAUUGUUAAUGAAAACACACCACCACCACGACCAUCUAAACCAAAACCAGAUCCCAACCGUUCAAAAUUUUUUUAUAUAUCAAACCAUCAUAUUGAAAAAGUGAAUAUAAAAAGGCCAAUGUGGUGUGAAAAUUGUGAUGAGUACAUUUGGGGAGGUUCAAGAAUUUCUUUUAUGUGUACAAAGUGUUUGCGCUGUACUCAUAUUGGAUGUCAUAGAGUUUUUCAAAAAGAAUGUCUGCGUGUUUCUUUUUCUUUAUCAAGAGACUCUAUUUUAAAGCCAGUAACUACUUGGUCUUGUGAAGAGGUAAUGGAAUGGAUGGUGGCUUCACAUUUACAUAUGUACCUUAAUUUGUUCAAAGCUAAUCAUAUCAAAGGAGUUGAUCUAGCUAAUGUUAAUGAGCAGCAUUUGAAGAACAUUGGUAUGGGAAAUGAUCUUCAUAUAAAGCAACUUACGCAAUGUUUAGAUGAACUUCUGCUUGAUCCACCAACUGCCUCAGAAUUGACUAAUAACAUACCUUUAAGUACAAAUAAUAAUAUAAACUGUCAUCGCAGACUUUACGAACAUACAUUCACAACACUUCAGAACUGUGACCUAUGUAAAAAACCAAUGUUUGGAAUCAUUAAACAAGGUUUUAUGUGUGCAGAUUGUGGAAAACAGUGUCAUCGAUCCUGUGCAUUUGAUCUGAUCGGUCCUUGUUCAGAAAGAUUAUCAGGGAGAAGGCCAUCCGAUUCACCAGAUCCAUCAUUUUGCUGUAACUUUACUUCAGUUGUAAUACCUCCUGUUAUGCGAAAAUGCAUUGAAAUGAUAGAAAGCUUUGAGAUACUCACAGAGAAUAUUUACACUAAAAAUGUUCCAUAUAUUUAUUGCAAUGCUCUACGUUCAGCUCUGAAUCAAGACCCAGAAACAGUUAACAUGUUUGAUGAUGCUUGGUCAGACCCCAGUUUUGCUGCUUAUGUUUUAAAAUCCUUUUUAUUGGAAUUACCAAACCCAUUUUUAUCAGAAUUUAUGUAUGAUUCAUUUAUAAAUUUGGCAUCUGGCGGUCAUUAUUCUUUGCAAGACAUUACAGAGUUGUAUUCAAACUUGCAUCCAUCAUGUCGUUCACAUCUUAAUGUUGUAUUAAGGCAUUUAUUAUGGGCGAUAAACAACUGUGCAAAUAACGUUAUAACAGCUGAAAGUUUAACAGUUGAGUUUGCAAUAUUGUUGGUUAGACCACUUGAUUAUCAAGCAGAUAAACUUGUUGCACAUUUUGACAAACAUAAAGAAGUUGUAAAAAUGUUGCUGUGGUAUAUUUCACAAAGAGAAAUUUCUGAAGCUGAAAAUUCAGGUGAAGACUGGUUUUGGGCAGAUGCUACUAAAAGAGAAGUUUCACUAGCACUUCGUGGAAAAUGUGAUGGAUCUUUUCUUGUGCGUAAAUCUGAAAACAGGCUUGGGGAAUGGACUUUAACUGUUAUGAAAGAUGGCAGAGAACGAUUUAUAAAGAUAAUGCAACAUAAUGGAAGAUUUGGUUUUCAAAUAAGCUUGUUAAAUUUUUCAAGCCUAAAAUUUUUAAUUGAAUAUUUUAAAGACCACUCAUUAAACGAAAUGAAUUCAAACUUGGACACAUGUUUAAAGUAUCCUUGCAUAAAGCAAAAAAAAAUUUCAGUAAAUGAAAACGAUCAAGUAGUUCAAAAAAAAUUUAAACAAAUUGAUGAAAAAUUAAAAGAAAUAAAAAUAAUUGAAUUCAAGAAAGAAGAAAUGCAAUUGCGUCUUGAAGAAUGCAAAAUGUUGUCAGAAUCACAAACAGAUAUAGUCAAUUUUAUUUCUACACAAUGCGAUUUAGCUUAUAAGCAAAUAAAAGAAGCAUCUCCUGAAGAUCAACACAUCUUUUUAGAGAGCAAAAGAGUCUUAGAAAGUAUUCUACAAAUAGAGAAAAAUACAUGGAAUCAGCUAGAUGCAGAGUUAGUCACACUUACAUAUGAAUAUGACACCCUUAAAGCCCAACUCACUGAUCUUGGGACAGAAUUGCCAGUUCUUCAAGAGGAAUAUAGUCAACUUGAAAAACAAAUGGAAAAGUAUUUUCCUGAUGAAAAGAUGAAAAUUCAGUCAGAAAAAAUGGAAGACAUCUAUGAUGUCUUGCCUGUAUCUCAGCCUCGCAGACAAAGCAUUGGCCAGGAAUAUCCUACUCCUGAUGGUUUAGAUGAAAGUUUAUGGCUGUUUGGUGAAUUAGAAAGAGAACAAAUAGUGGAAAUGCUAGAAAAUAAACCAAAUGGAACAUUUCUUGUUCGAAAAAGUAAACAGUACACAUACUGUAUUUCCCUUGUGCAUGAUAAAGGUAACCCUCCUAAGAUAAAACACAUUCCGAUUUUAAAAGGACCACAUGGUUACGGUUUUGCUGAACCUCAUAACAUAUACCCUACUCUACAAUCUCUUAUCAAUCACUACCAUUCUCAAUCCUUGCGGAUGCAUAAUAGCUCAUUAGACACCACCUUAAAAACCCCUUAUCGAUUCUUCGAACACUGAAUAGAAAAAUCUGGUAUUAAAUAAAUCAUGUGGUUUUAUUUUGCAUUUAACCUGGAUGUAAUAAUAAAAAGACAAACAAACUGAAUGGUAUAAAAUGUGGCAUUAUGCAAACAGAUUAAGAUCGACUUUAUGCAACUUUUCACCUGUCUCAAAAUAAAUUGACUGGCUAAAAACUUCAAGUUUCAGUUUAAUAGACAACUCGUUUAUAUAUUUGAUAAAUGAUGUAAAUUUAA
Molecule: messenger RNA, 3014 nt
Organism: Hydra vulgaris (swiftwater hydra)
Lineage: Eukaryota; Metazoa; Cnidaria; Hydrozoa; Anthoathecata; Hydridae
Product: phosphatidylinositol 3-kinase regulatory subunit alpha
Biological process (GO): signal transduction; regulation of GTPase activity; cell migration
Cellular component (GO): cytoplasm
Molecular function (GO): guanyl-nucleotide exchange factor activity; protein binding
Source: RefSeq, a predicted model, not a curated record